Messenger RNA from Hyposmocoma kahamanoa, 1761 nucleotides. RefSeq lists its product as uncharacterized. The coding region runs from base 43 to 1746 and encodes 567 amino acids. The record is from RefSeq and is a predicted model, not a curated record. Gene Ontology annotation, cellular component: nucleus. The transcript has 7 exons. Gene Ontology annotation, molecular function: zinc ion binding. NCBI's taxonomy places the organism in Eukaryota, Metazoa, Arthropoda, Insecta, Lepidoptera, Cosmopterigidae.
AGAACGUGAUUCAGUACGGGAGAAAAGGAAGGUAAAUUCAAAAUGGCGGGAGCAGUGACGACAGGAGACAUGGACCCGGAUCCAAGGUGCCGUGCUUGCCUUCUAAAAGCCUCCCCAAUGGCACCUAAUGUAUUCGAACCAUGGAACAACGGGAAUUCCACUAUAGCUAUUGAUUUAGCUAAGCUCACUGGUGUUGUGAUUUCAGAAACGGAUCCAUACUCAAAAAAAAUGUGUCACUCGUGCUGUUCUAAGUUGCACAGUGCUUGUGCAUUUGUUCACAUGGUCCAAGACAGCGAUCGUGAACUCAAGGAGCUGUUCAAAGAUAUAUCUACAGGUGAACGUUGGCCUAAACCAAUACAACUUGAUAAAAAUGUAAAUGAUGCAGUUUUCGGAAAUGUCCAAGAUGUGGAGAUAAAACAAGAAGUAUUAUCUGAUGAUGAUAAUUUUGAUGCAAAUGGAGCUGAUGAUUAUAAUCCAGAUUUAGACAUCAAAAUUGAACCAGAGGAAAUAACACAACCUACAUCUAUAAAGAUUACAGUGAAUGGAACCAUCUCGCUGCAAGACAUGAAUGCGCAGCAAUCAAUAUCAAACAGCAGUGGAACUUAUGAGAACGAAGGAUAUUUGGUUGCUCCAGUGAAGGCGGAACCAAUGAGUGAGGAUGAGCAAGACCUUCCGAUGGAGUGUUUACUUUGCGCGAAACAAUUUAUGAGCAUCUCUGGAUUAAAGGCACACGUAAUAGCACAACACAAUUAUAAAACAGUACGAAGAAAGAUGAAUAAUAGCGCAUCGCCGGAGAAGAAAAAGACUGCCAAAAUUUCUUGCACGACUUGUGGUCGAAAUUUCGUAACACUCACGGACCUCAUGGUGCACGAAACGUGCCAUAACAAAUCCGUAUGCUACGCCUGUGGGGGAAAAUUCGAUUCGUAUGGGCUUCUUAUGAAACAUCACAGGAGAUGGUGCAAGAAGUUAAAGAAUUGUUCAGGCAAGCCCAAACUUCCGGAGAACGUUACGAAACCUGUGCCUCACCCGCCCUUGCCGACAACCGUUAAAACUCAAAACGAAUCACCAGUAACUUUAAAAUGUUUAAAUUGCAACGAAGAGUUCAGCGAUUUAUAUUGUUUGAAAGUACAUAGUGAAAUUCACAAUCUAGAUAAUAAAGUCAACAAUAAAAAUAAUCAAUUACAAAAUACUGAACAAUUGAACAGUGGUGAUGUGAAUAUUUUGGAAUGUGGUGAAAAUAGUGAACAGACCACAGAACUUGACGUAGUUGAACAGACUAAUGACGUUCAAUCUAGGGAAAUAGAGAUCAAGUUAGAAAUAACGAAUGUAGUUACACUUAAAGAUCAAUUGGACUGUCUGCUGGAUAAUUCUAAAAACAAUUAUAAUGAACAAAUUAAAGAAGAGGCAAACAAUGAUUUGAAUAUUCAUAACCAAUUAGAAAGUUUUGAAUCAGGGAAAACACCAGAAAUUCUAGAAAAUUGUGAAAAAGAUAACACAGUCAAUAAUAAUGAACAGUUAAUAAAUGAUAGUGACUUGAUAGGGCUACAAUGUUUAAAAAGCUUUGACGUUGAUGAAGAAAUUAAAACAAGAGUUGAUCAGGAUGAAAAUAGAGUGGUUGUAUUUGAAAAUAAUGAACAUUUUAAAGUUGAAGUUUCCAAAACAAGCGAAGACGACCUAAUGGUCAAUAAUAAGAAUAAAGAUGAUAAUGAUUUAGCAAAAAUAAUGUUAUUGGAGACUGAUGCUUAAUUUUGCAUUGCAUCA